AUGUCAAACACAACUACAUCUCCAGAUGCGUUCCAUCAGACAAGGGUUGUUCAGGCACUGUUAAAGUCAUCCAACUACAAGUUGCAGCAAAUGGAGCAUAGAGCCCACAACAAUAGUGUUUCCGAAUACCAAUUGGAUGUGUUGCAACACUUGUUGUCAGCAGAGGUCAACACACUACCAAGCUUGCCAUUGAUUGAGCAACAGCCGGAGAUUAAAUUGAGCAUGAGACCAUUGUUGUUGGAUUUCCUUUUCGAAGUGAUUACCAUCCUCAACUUGUCGCGCUCUACAUUUCCCUUGACAGUUAACUUGAUUGACCGUUAUUGUUCCACGCGGAUAGUUAAGAAGCAACACUAUCAACUAUUGGGAUUGACCUCGCUAUGGAUCAGCUGUAAGAACUUGGACUCCAAGUUCAAGAUUCCCACAUUGAAUGACUUGAGAAAGAUUUGCGUUGAUAGUUAUAACAAGGAGUUGUUUAUCGAGAUGGAGAAGCACAUUUUGAAAUCAUUGGAGUGGGUAGUUAAUGCACCAACGUGUGAUUCCUUUAUUGACCAUUUCCUAAGUCUAUUGCUCGCCGUUGGCGACUCCAAUUCCAUUGUGAUUAAACAAUUUUAUCAAAAGAUUAGAGUUACAGCUUACUAUCUUGGCGAGUUGUUCCAAUUCUACCCUAAUAUGUAUUUCGACUAUACGUCGUCGCAGAUUGCCAUCUUGGCCAUCAUGUCUAGUAUCUCGAUGCUGAAGUUGUCGAUCAACUUGAUGACUGUUUUGCAAUUCUACAAUGCCAUCUUGGUGCAAGCCACACAAGAGGAACAAGUUACACACGAGGAACAACCAUCAAGAAUAUUGGCGAUUGAAAACUUCCAACAAGUGUUUAAGAACAUUAGAUUCUUGACUGUUCCAAAUAGUCUUCAGCAAAAAUACGCCAUGUAUGGAAGAGGCAGUAACGGCCACAGCCACAACAACAGCAACAAUAAUAAUAAUAAUAACAACAUCAAGACUCAAACACUAUUACCACCAAAGACACCUAAAGUGUCGAUGCCAUUGACGCCAGGUCCUAGCCCCGAAGAGAAAUUUGAUAGAAAAAGACGCGAGGCAUUGGACUCUGUGAGCGAAGGACAAGGUCAUGGGAAUGCUACUGGUGGCACACUGACGGCACCUGCGUUAAAGAGACAAAAGAGUUGUUCAGCUGCCUACACGACUAAUGCGAUUACCAAUACCAAUACCAAUAGCAAUGGUCAUGGUCAUGGUCAUGGUCAUGAUAAUGCCAAUGGUAAUGCCACUAAUUAUAGAGUAUAG
This is a messenger RNA of Lodderomyces elongisporus, 1293 nucleotides long. RefSeq names its product cyclin (gene CLN3). The record is from RefSeq and is a predicted model, not a curated record. Gene Ontology annotation, cellular component: nucleus; cytoplasm; spindle pole body. Gene Ontology annotation, molecular function: cyclin-dependent protein serine/threonine kinase regulator activity. The transcript has a single exon. Lineage: Eukaryota; Fungi; Ascomycota; Pichiomycetes; Serinales; Debaryomycetaceae. Gene Ontology annotation, biological process: mitotic cell cycle phase transition; regulation of cyclin-dependent protein serine/threonine kinase activity. Bases 1 to 1293 code for a protein of 430 amino acids.